GUUUUUAAGCUCGGGGGAUAAUUAUUUUGGGGGAAAAUAGUUUCAGACUUAAAAAACGUGACUGUAUGGAAAUUAAAGGAAGGUUUCGAAGUUAUUAGGAGUUUAGGACUUGGAGGUGGUUGUUUGUGUGUAAACUUGGACUUUUUGGACACCUCAAGUUAAGCCUUAAAAAAAAAAACCUAGGCACGUCAAAAAAAGGCUAACCACGUGGAAUGAGAAUAUCCCUGAGACAGUUUCAAAAGAGUCAUAGGGAUUUAAACAGGUAAAUUAAGCAGUUUUUGACGUUGGCUGAGUCUACGAUGAAAGUCGAAGGAGGAAACACGUUCGUGCAGAAGAUCAACCCGCUGACUGGCUACAUCGGCUGGCAGCUGAUGGACGAGAACUACGACUACCAUCAGGAAAUCGCAUGUUCCAUGUACGCUGACAUGCUCCAUGACACCGAUAGGAACAAAAAGUAUUAUGCAGCCCUCAAAAAGGCGAUUGAAAAGAAACAUUCCAUGGGGCAGAAAGCGAACAUUUUAGACAUCGGUACCGGUACUGGACUUUUGAGUAUGAUGGCCGCCAACUGCAAAGCCGAUUCGAUCGUCGCUUGUGAAGCAUUUUUGCCAAUAGCCAAGGUUGCGAGGAGAGUCAUAGAAGACAACUGUCUGUCGUACAAUAUUAAAGUGGUUCAUAAAAGAUCGACGGAAUUGAAGGUUGGCCCUGGCCUGGAUAUGGAGUUCAGGGCGAAUAUACUCAUCACUGAGGUAUUCGACACUGAACUGAUAGGAGAAGGAGCUGUCGAUACUUUCAAUCAUGCCAACGAACACCUUCUUGAGAAAGAUGCAAUCAUUGUUCCAUGGACGAGUAAAUUGUACGCUGUCGCUCUUCAGAGCGAGCUUUUGGCUUCUUGCAACCGAAUCCCCGAGUUCGUCCCUUUGGACCCGGAUCCGAUAAAAAUCCCGAGGAAUAUUGUCUCUUGCACAGGGACGGCAGGCGUGCAUGACCUUCAGCUCAGCCAAGUGCCGAAGAACGAAAUAAAAAUCAUGUCCGAACCUGUUCAUGUUUUCAAUUUUGAUUUUUAUAAAAAAAUUGAGCAUAAUCGGCUUCAAGAGGUGGACUUUAAGUGCGUUCAGGAUGGGCGGAUCGAUUCAAUCGGAAUGUACUGGACGUUGGACAUGGAUCAGGAGGGCGAGACGGUCAUUUCUUGUGCGCCGUCUUUCAUCGAGGAGACGCCAUGGCGAGACCAUUGGAUGCAGGCCGUAUACCACCUUCCGACUAGUGUCGAAGUGGCCAAGGGUGAACAGGUCAAACUUUACGCCCAGCACGACCAAUUCUCCCACGCUUUUCACAUUCAAAAAGACUGCAUGAAAAAACCAGAUCUGUCAUGGCCAGCUUGCAACUGUAGGUUGCACAUGAGAACCUCGAGGACUAGGCUUUAUUGGAUGAAUGACAAAUUAAAAUGGAAAAAAUAUGUCAACGUCCUUAGAAAAUUGCCGACAGGAAAGACAAUAUUGUAUCUAGGUGAUAUUUCCUUGUUGCCGAUCGCUGCGGCUAAAUUAGGCGCUAAAAAAGUGAUCAGUAUUCAGGACAAUAUAUUUUCUUUUAAAGUCAUGAAAUCUAUCAUCGAGUCUAACGGUCUAACGGAUGUCAUUGAAUUGCUAGAUAGCUACAAGGCAAAUAUCGGAGAGGUCGAUUAUGUCGUAUCAGAGCCGUACUUUACAGAUUCCAUAUUUCCUUGGGAUGGAGCGAGGUGUUGGUAUUUGUCCAAAAGACUCGCCCCGAAUGCUAAAUGUUUACCUUCCAAGCUACGUAUCAUGGGGGUGCCGAUGCAGUUUGAUAAUUUGCAUAAGAUUAAACUCCCUUUGGGAAAAGUUGAGGGAUUUAGGAUGGACUCGUUCGACAGACUGAUACAGAAUUCCAGCGACAGAAGCUGCCCGGAUGUUGACGUCCAACCGCUUUGGGAGUACCCAGGGGUGUGUUUGUCCAAGCCGAAACCGCUCAUGGAGUUCGACCUCAAUGCGGAUUCGCCCGAAAGUCAAAUAUUGGAUAGUGGAGAGAUUGAAUUCACCCGUGAAGGCUCGUGCCACGGCGUAGCGCUCUGGGCCGAUUGGGACUUCGGUUCCGAGGUGAUAAGCACCGGGAUUGAUGAAAAUGAAAAAUGGGACAUCGGGACUAAACAAGGCGUCUACUUCAACCGUAAACCAUCUAGCGUAACCUGUGGAUUGAAAAUGGAUUAUGAAGCGACACUUUUCCCACAAAUGGGUUGCAUACAUUUUAAAUUUGAUUUUCCAUUAUAACAGACCAUUGUUCAUUGUUUUAUUUAUAUUUUUGUUUUUGUUAUUCGCGACAAGCUUUAAUGUAUGUUUUGUGUAUUUUAACAUAAUUUGA
Messenger RNA from Cimex lectularius (bed bug), 2370 nucleotides. Its product is annotated as protein arginine N-methyltransferase 7-like. Lineage: Eukaryota; Metazoa; Arthropoda; Insecta; Hemiptera; Cimicidae. The record is from RefSeq and is a predicted model, not a curated record. The transcript has 11 exons. The coding region runs from base 300 to 2279 and encodes 659 amino acids. Gene Ontology annotation, biological process: peptidyl-arginine methylation. Gene Ontology annotation, molecular function: protein-arginine N-methyltransferase activity.